Choloepus didactylus (southern two-toed sloth) is the source of this 1269-nucleotide messenger RNA. RefSeq names its product 14-3-3 protein theta-like. Lineage: Eukaryota; Metazoa; Chordata; Mammalia; Pilosa; Megalonychidae. The coding region runs from base 148 to 885 and encodes 245 amino acids. Gene Ontology annotation, cellular component: cytoplasm. Gene Ontology annotation, biological process: signal transduction. The record is from RefSeq and is a predicted model, not a curated record. The transcript has a single exon.
AGAGCGGAUCCGAGUGGUGGGACUCGCGUCGCGGCCGCGGAGACCGGGAAAGGCUGUCGAGGAGGCCUCUUCCUGAUCCGGGUCGCUGCUCGCCGCCCUCCGUGCCUCGCGCGCUCGCUGCUCCGGGCCCCUCGCCCCUCGCCCACCAUGGAGAAGACGGAGCUGAUCCAGAAGGCGAAGCUGGCCGAGCAGGCCGAGCGCUACGACGACAUGGACACCUGCAUGAAGGCCGUGACGGAGCAGGGCGCCGAGCUGUCCAACGAGGAGUGCAACCUGCUCUCCGUGGCCUACAAGAACGUGGUCGGGGGCCGCAGGUCCGCCUGGAGGGUCAUCUCGAGCAUCGAGCAGAAGACUGACACCUCCGACAAGAAGUUGCAGCUGAUUAAGGACUAUAGGGAGAAAGUGGAGUCGGAGCUGAGAUCCAUCUGCACUACGGUCCUGGAAUUGUUGGAUAAAUAUUUAAUAGCCAAUGCAACUAAUCCAGAGAGUAAGGUCUUCUAUCUGAAAAUGAAGGGAGAUUACUUCCGGUACCUUGCUGAAGUGGCCUGUGGUGAUGAUCGAAAACAAACGAUAGAUAAUUCCCAAGGAGCUUACCAAGAGGCAUUUGAUAUAAGCAAGAAAGAGAUGCAACCCACACAUCCAAUCCGCCUGGGGCUGGCUCUUAACUUUUCUGUAUUUUACUAUGAGAUCCUUAAUAACCCAGAGCUUGCCUGUACACUGGCUAAAAUGGCUUUUGAUGAGGCCAUUGCAGAACUUGAUACACUGAAUGAAGACUCAUACAAAGACAGCACCCUCAUCAUGCAGUUGCUUAGAGACAACCUAACAUUAUGGACAUCAGACAGUGCAGGAGAAGAAUGUGAUGCAGCAGAAGGGGCAGAAAACUAAAUGCAUACAGGGUGUCAUCUUUCUUCCCCUCGAGAAACCUUUUUACACAUCUCCAUUCCUUAUUCCACUUGGAUUUCCUAUAGCAAAGAAACCCAUUCAUGUGUAUGGAAUCAACUGUUCAUAGUCUUUUCACACUGCAGCUUUGGGAAAACUCCAUUCCUUGAUUUGUGUUUGUCUUGGCCUUCCUGGUGUGCAGUACUGCUGUAGAAAAGUAUUAAUAGCUUCAUUUCAUAUAAACAUAAGUAACUUCCAAACACUUAUGUAGAGAACUAAAAUGUAUUUGGUAUUUAAGUAAUCUGAACCAGUUCUGCAAGUGACUGUGUUUUGUAUUACUGUGAAGAUAUGAAAAUGUAGUUAGUUACAAUUAAAGAGUAUUCUACAUAA